Rotaria socialis is the source of this 2769-nucleotide messenger RNA. The record is from the annotation of a GenBank genome assembly. NCBI's taxonomy places the organism in Eukaryota, Metazoa, Rotifera, Eurotatoria, Philodinida, Philodinidae.
AUGAAUAUGUUUCCAUACACACCAUCGCAGCUAUAUACGAUGCAUCCACAUCAACAACAACAGCAGCAACAGCAACAACAGCAAGCAAUGUAUGCUCAACAACAACAACAGCAACAGCAACAAGCUAAUAUGUUGUACUACCAGUAUAAUCAGUUACAUUCAAUGCAAGCUACUUAUUCAAAUCCUGCUCUUACCUCUCCCAGAUAUAUGCAACAGACAAUAGAGCAGCAACAACAACCAGCAUAUCGACCUGAUCAAUUAGUGCCACUAUCUACACCACAAGGAAUAGCUCCUGUUCAACAAAAACAGCAGCAGCAAAUUCAGCGUGCUAGUCCGAUUACAAUAAAAGCAAUGGAUUCGCCAGAUGUUUGGAUGAAUAACAGUGGAUUACAAAAUCUUGAUAUUUUUCGACCUAUUAUCCAUGCAAUGUCCAAUACGAAACUUGAUACUGUUUCUUAUAUUACUAUCAACAAUGCUAUUGGAAGUACUCCGUCAACACCGUCCAUGGCCAUGUCGUACGAAUCACCUAAGUUAAAUCGUCACCGUCAUUCAAAACGGCAACCAUCAAUAGAUAGUCGUCGUAUUCGCCGACGUCUUCAUAGUGCGUCGAGCUGCUAUGAAUCUGAUUCAAUGGACGUCUAUAGUCAAGAGGAAAAUGAAUCAGAGUGGCAUUCAGCAAAUCCAAAGGCUUCGGCAACAAUAUCACCAGUAUCAAAAAAACGAUCACAUUCAACAGGUCAAUCAGAUUUGUCGAAGCCUAAUCAUAGCCUAAACGAUAUUCAUCGAUCAUCAUUGAAUCAUCAUGGAUUUAUUCCGAUUCGUAGUCCAGCUGCAGAAUCACAUACAAAUCGUAAUUCCUCAACGAAAAAUUAUAAUCGUACUGUUUCUCGACCUAAAAUUAUUCAUUAUAUUGAAAAGAAUAUUAUCGGUAAAGAUUAUAUUUUUCAAGGACCAUGGGGUUUCAGACGAAUGAUCUAUUGUGAUUAUACAGCAUCAGGUCGACCAGUACAAUUUAUUGAACAUUUUAUCAAAACCUAUGUACUUCCUUUAUAUGGUAAUACGCACAGUGAAACAAGCUUAUGCGCACAGCAAACAACAAAAUUUCGUGAAGAAGCCCGCCAUAUUAUUAAAACAUCAGUUAAUGCUAACGAAAAUGAUGUUUUACUAUUUGCCGGUACUGGCUCAACUGGUGCUAUCCAUUUGCUUGUUGAUACUUUUGAACUCAAUGAUGAAGUCAAGAGAAAGAAUACAGUUGUUUUUAUUAGUGCUUUUGAACAUCAUAGCAAUAUUUUACCAUGGCAAGAAAAAGGUGUUGAAAUGAUUCGAAUACCAACAACACAACAUGGCAUACUUAAUAAAUCGCUACUCAAAGAAUAUUUACAACAGUUUGCUAAAUUAAAGAAACGCAUCAUUUGCUCGUUAAAUGCUGCUAGUAAUAUUAGUGGUAUUUUAACUGAUGUUGAUUCUAUAUCAACACUUGUUCAUUCGUAUGGUGGUCUCAUUUUUUGGGACUAUGCUACAGCUGCUCCAUAUAUUAAAAUUGAUAUGAAUCCAUCAGCUACUGCCUAUAAAGAUGCUGUUUUUAUUUCGACACAUAAAUUUGUUGGUGGGCCAGGUACGCCAGGUAUAUUAAUUGCUAAGAAGAAUCUAUUUAGUCUAAAGCCUCCUAAAGCAUGCGGUGGUGGAACAGUUAAUUUCGUCACUCGUACAUGUCGCGAAUACAAUUUCGAUAUUGAAACUCGCGAAGAAGGUGGUACACCAGAUAUCAUUGGUUGUAUUCGAGCGGGUCUUGUUUUUCAAUUGAAAGAUUCGAUAGAUUCGAAUUAUAUGCAAGCUCGUGAAGAAGAAUUAGUUAAACGAUUUUAUCGACAUUUUAAAAAAACAAAAACAUUAAUUCUUCUUGGCUCUCAAACAGUCGCACGCUUACCAAUUUUUUCUUUUCUUAUCUAUGUACCUAGUGUAUGCAAAUAUUUACAUCAUAAUUUUGUUUGCCUUCUGCUAAAUGAUUUAUUUGGUAUACAAGUUCGAUCAGGCUGUGCCUGCGCUGGACCAUAUGCACUUGAUUUACUAAAUGUUGAUGAUGUAAAAACAGAUAUUUAUUGUUUGUUUAUGACCGAAAAUGCUGAAGCACGAGGAGACGAUCAAAUUGUUCGCACAAUGAUGAUGAAGCCGGGCUUUACUCGUUUUAAUUUAUCCUAUUUUAUUAAUGAUGAUGAAAUCGAAUACGUUCUUAAUGCUAUUCAAUUCAUUGCAAUUGAAGGAUGGAAAUUCCUCCCAUUAUAUACUUAUAAUCCAGUUACUGCUGGUUGGACACAUCGCAGUGAUUUUCAAGUAUCUCACUCAAGCCUAGAUGAUAUAACUUAUAAAUCGGGUAAAAUGCAAAAUUAUGGUGUUAAAAAAGAUUUAAAACCGCCUAGUACACAAAACGAUCUACGAGAUCCAUUCCAUGAAGCAAAAUUAUUGGCCGUUGAUGCUGUACGUCAUGCACUUGAUACUAUUGAUUAUGGAUUUGAUCCACCACUCAAUGUUCCUGAUAAAUAUAAACAUAUGGUUUGGUUUGCAUUACCAGCUGAUAUUGCUUCCGUGAUGAUUAAACAGAAGGAAAAUUCUCGAAAAACACUUUGUAACAUUGAUUCAAUUCCUUUCAUACCUACAGAAGCAAAGGAAAGACUUCUGAACUCAUUGAAAGGAAGAGAAUCUAUUAAUGGCAGUGAUUAUCGAAAGAAACUUAGUUCAAGCCGUAGUUCAUCAUCAUAUCGUACACGAUAA